Molecule: messenger RNA, 3447 nt
Organism: Hibiscus syriacus
Lineage: Eukaryota; Viridiplantae; Streptophyta; Magnoliopsida; Malvales; Malvaceae
Product: dual specificity protein kinase YAK1 homolog
Exons: 18
Coding region: 384-3260 (958 amino acids)
Biological process (GO): peptidyl-serine phosphorylation; peptidyl-threonine phosphorylation
Cellular component (GO): cytoplasm
Molecular function (GO): protein serine/threonine kinase activity; ATP binding; protein tyrosine kinase activity
Source: RefSeq, a predicted model, not a curated record
UUAUUUUUGUUGUGUGGUGUUUAUUUUCAAUCUAUAGAAAAAGGUUAAUCCCUUGUUUUUCUUUAUAUCAUCAAUAUUUGAUUUUCUUUUCUUUAUUGAUAAAUCUGUGGAUCGACCUGGACUUCGAAUUUUCUGAUUUUCUCUUUUUAAACUGUUAACCAGAGAGAAAAAAAAGAGAGAAUGGGAUUGGAGUCAGCUGGUGGGUUCUUUGAAAAAUACUGAACUUUCGAUCUUGACUUCAAAAUUGAAACCCAAUUGCUGAUCAAAAUUGGGGUUUUGUUACUUUUUGGAGUUUUGGGUGGCUUCUAUUUCAAUGGAGCUAUUAGGGAUAAUAGUAAAUUUUGGGGUAAAAAAAGUUCGAUUCCUUUUUUAAGGGGAUAGUUAUGGAUGAAGCUGGUCCUAGUAAUCAAAGCGAGCCUCGGAGGGCCUCCGAAUUGGGCUCAGAUGAAGUGUCCGUCGUGCAAUGGAGGCCAAGUCGGCUGGUUUUUGAACCUUACUCACCCAGAAAUGAAGCUGAUAGGAAGCCGCAUGUUUUUGUUAGGAUGCCUUUGGUGGCAAGACUGACUAAGGACAUAAUUGAAACUUACCAAAUAUGCAAUCCACAAUUUAAAUAUUUGGAAGAAUUGAACCCAAAGCGGUUUUUGACUAGUCCGUCUGUUGGCAUCCUCAAUGGUGGUUAUGACAAUGUGAAUUCAGAUCUUAUCCUAUCAGUGAACUUUGUCUUGAUCAAUUCAGAAGCACAGCGAAGAUAUAUUGUCAAAGAUGUUCUUGGUCAUGGGACUUUCGGUCAGGUUGCGAAAUGCUGGGUUCCGGAAACAAACAGUUUUGUUGCUGUGAAGAUAAUUAAAAAUCAACCUGCUUACUAUCAGCAGGCUCUGGUUGAAGUUUCUAUUUUGACAACGUUAAACAAAAAGUAUGAUCCGGAAGACAAGCAUCACAUUGUCCGUAUUUAUGAUUUCUUUGUAUAUCAACGUCAUUUGUGCAUUUGUUUUGAACUUCUUGACACCAAUCUGUAUGAGCUUAUCAAGAUAAAUCAUUUUAGGGGUUUGUCACUGAGCAUUGUUCAGCUGUUCUCAAAACAGAUUUUACGUGGACUGGCUUUAUUAAAAGAUGCUGGAAUAAUUCAUUGUGAUCUAAAACCAGAAAAUAUUCUUCUGUGUACAAGUGUGAAGCCAGCAGAAAUUAAAAUAAUCGACUUUGGAUCUGCUUGCAUGGAGGAUCGAACUGUUUAUUCCUACAUUCAGAGCCGGUAUUAUAGGUCUCCCGAAGUUCUUCUUGGGUAUCAAUAUACAACAGAUAUAGACAUGUGGUCCUUUGGCUGCAUUGUUGCCGAACUCUUUUUAGGGCUGCCGUUAUUCCCAGGUGCUUCAGAAUUUGAUCUUCUAAGGCGAAUGAAUGGAAUACUUGGAGGACAACCACCUGAUUAUGUUUUAAAGGAGGCAAAAAAUACAAGUAAGUUCUUUAAGUGCAUUGGAAGUAUCCACAAUAUAGAGAACAGUGAGGUCUCCAGUGGUGGCAGAAGUGCUUACCAAGCAUUAACAGAAGAAGAUUACGAAGCUAGGGAGCUAAAGAAACCGUUGAUUGGGAAAGAGUAUUUCAAUCAUAAGAACCUUGAAGCAAUUGUUACAAACUAUCCUUACAGGAAGAACUUGCCUAAAGAAGAUAUCAUUAAAGAGAGUCAAAUACGAUUAGCUUUGAUUGAUUUCUUGAGGGGAUUGGUUGAGUUUGAUCCUGCAAAACGGUGGUCACCCCUCCAGGCUUCAAAACACCCAUUUGUUACUGGGGAACCUUUCACAUGCCCGUACAGACCUCCCCCUGAAGCAUCUCGCUUGCCUGUUGCUCAAAACAUAAAGGUGGAUCAUCACCCUGGUGGAGGGCAUUGGUUUGCAUCUGGUCUUUCUCCUAAUAUUCCGAACAGGAACAGAGCUUCCUUUCAUAAUAGCCCACACUUCUCAAUGGUGUCAUAUGGCCAUGCUAAUAGCUAUGGCAGUAUAGGAAGUCAUGGUAGCUAUAACGAUAAUACUGGGCUUGGGAGCAGCUACGGGAGUUAUGGAGAUAGUACUAAUAUGUUUGCAUAUUAUUCACCUGUUGGUCCAUCAGCAAUGAACAUGCAUCCACAGAGUGGUGCAUCAAUGCUUGGAAGUAGCCCUGAUGCUAGACGAAGAAUUAUGACGUACUCUCAUGGGAAUGGACUUGGUGUGAGUCCAUCAGCUGGAAACUUUGCAGCACUUCCCCUUGGAACUAGUCCCUCGCAAUUCACUCCUCCAAGCUCAUAUGGUCAAAUUUCAGGUGGCUCUCCUGGACACUAUGGUCCUACUUCUCCCGCAAGAAACAGUUGUCAAGGAUCACCUUUAAGUAAGAUGGCUGCAGCUGGGCAGUUUAAUAGAAGAAAAGGUUGGGGAUAUUCUGGGAAUUCCCAAUCUCAAGAGAGUUCAUCAUCUUCGAAUUGGCAAGGACAAGUAACUGAUGGCCCCAUUUCUAGCCAGACUGAGGGAAAUCCUCAAGUAGUUUGUGGUCUAUCCUCAAAUGUACAAUCAAAUUCUAGCACAGCCAACUGGAAGCAACAGCGAGGUGGCAUUGGAAUGGCUACGAGUUACUCAGUUGUUCAGAAUAUACCGAACUCCAUAGGACUUGGUUCUAAUGUGCAACUCCAGUAUAGCUCAAGAACAACUCAAGAUAAGUCAGAGGCCAGCAUGCCAUUACCUGAUCCUGGAGAUUGGGAUCCAAAUUAUAGUGAUGAAUUACUUCUGCAAGAGGAUGGAUCAGAUGAGAGCUGCUUCUCAGCUGACUUUAACAGAGGAAUGCAUAUUGGUUCGGCUGAUUCGUUUGUUGGAGUUGGAAGAUUCAACCUUGCCUUAGCCACAAGCUUAAAUUUACCAAUUCAAAGACAAAAUGGUCCCAUAGGAUUUUCACAUGUAGAAAUGGGUAGUCCUCCAGCUAAUGAUUGGCACACUGGAUAUCCUCGUUUCAUUUCAAAGCAAUCUCACUUCAUGCCGCAUAUGACGCAAAAUUCUCUGAGCCGGUUGGGGCAGCAAACCCUUCCGCGAUUCAAUCAUGGGAGAUCCACUGGCCCUCGAGGUAAUGAAUGGAAUCAGAUGAAAGUACAACUCCCUCCUCCUAGCUUUAAUUCAGGGGGACAACAUUCUCCUGGGAAUAGUUCAUUAAGUAAUGGCAUGCCAUGGGGGCGUAGGGCCAACCAUCCCAUCUCGAAUAUCCCACCAGCAUCUCGUGGAAGAAAGGACUAUGAAAGGAUUGCAUAAUGUUGAAUCAACUUAAUUUUUUUAUGGCGUGGGAUUAUGUUUUGGGUGUUUGUCAAGGAAACUUGUACUAAAUAGUUCACUUAAUUAGUGAGCUCAUUAUAUAAGCAAAUGCUCAUCCAGACCAUGCUUAUUCGUUGUGCUUUGCAUAAAUAUAGUUCAUGGUGAUUGUUUUGCUUGUCUUCCUACA